AUGACGCGAAGCGAUCGUCGUCUUGUUCAGGAUGGUUUCAAUGAGUUGAAGCGUUGUGCAACGCCAAACGGACUGGCACUCUUCGUGAAGCUAUUCUCGGAACAUCCUGAAUAUAAAGACAUUUGGCCUCAAUUCCGUGCCAUUCCCGACAGUUCGUUGCUAUCAUCUGAUGUUUUGAGAAACCAUGCGACCGUUUACAUGAGAGGGCUUCAAGAAAUUGUUAAUUCAAUUGAUGACGAUUCAACAUUACGCCAAAGUACACGUAAGAUCGCGCUCAGUCAUUUGAAGUGGAACAUUCAUAAAAAGCAUAUACAACAUAUGGUGCCGGAACUGCUGGCUGUGCUCUCGCACAUUCGGGAAGGAAACGUCACAGAAGAAGAAAAAGAAGCAUGGCGAAAGCUUUACGAUAUAAUUGGAAACCUUAUUGAUAUUCACAAAAAACGAUAA
This is a messenger RNA of Auanema sp. JU1783, 447 nucleotides long. NCBI's taxonomy places the organism in Eukaryota, Metazoa, Nematoda, Chromadorea, Rhabditida, Rhabditidae. The record is from the annotation of a GenBank genome assembly.